UUCAAAAACAGUGACCGGAUGAUUAUUUGCCCUCGCUAGCUUGACAGCCCCUGGACAGCCCCUCGUACUACCGUGACAGUUGCAGUAAACUUAUCUGGUGCUGCUCUCUGCGUUGACAAAAUACCUUGCAGUUGCCAAAACUGACUGAAAAUGCUGUCUUACAUCAUUGGUUUGAUCCGAGGUGGCUUUGACAGUAUCGUCAACUUGAUCUUCAGACUUCUCUUCUCAAAGAGGAGACCAGCCCUCACCUUAGAGGACCCCAACAUCAAGUAUGCACUGCGGCUGCUGGACAGACAGAUUGUCAGCCAUGACACAAGGAAGUUCCGAUUUGCCCUGCCUUCCCCUGAACACAUUCUCGGUCUCCCUAUUGGGCAGCAUAUCUACUUGUCUGCAAAAAUAGAUGGGAAACUGGUGGUUCGUCCGUAUACACCAGUGUCCAGUGAUGAUGACAAAGGCUAUGUGGACUUGGUGGUGAAGAUUUACUUUAAAGACGUUAAUCCUAAAUUCCCAGAGGGUGGGAAGAUGAGUCAGUACUUGGAGAGCCUGAGGAUCAACGACACUAUUGACUUCAGAGGACCCAGUGGUCUUCUUGUUUACAAAGGCAAAGGUGUUUUUGCUGUACAACCAGAUAAAAAGUCCCCAGCUGACACCAAGACAGCCAAACAUGUAGGCAUGAUCGCUGGAGGAACCGGAAUCACUCCCAUGUUGCAGCUCAUCACAGCUAUGAUGAAGGAUCCACAGGACAAGACAGUGUGUCACCUGCUGUUUGCCAACCAGACUGAGAAAGACAUCCUGUUGCGACCAGAGUUGGAGGAGAUCCAGGUCAACCACCCGGAUCGGUUCAAGCUGUGGUUCACCUUGGACAAAGCACCUGAAGACUGGGAGUACAGCCAAGGCUUCAUCAGUGAAGACAUGGUGAGGGAACACCUGCCGCCUCCAAGUGAAGACACUCUCAUCCUGAUGUGUGGACCUCCGCCUAUGAUCCAGUUCGCCUGCAACCCCAAUCUGGACAAAGUUGGCCACUCCAGCAGCCGCAGGUUCAUCUUCUAGACGUCUGUCCACACCAGAGAAAGGCGGUUUGGGCGUCCAGUUAUUAUAUUCUCUACCUUGAAAGCAUUAAGGCACUCGUACAGUUGCAGUGGGUAUUGCACUAUGUAUGUAUACUAUAUUUAUGCCAUCAUAUCCAUCAUGCAACAGAAUCACAGCACGGACCAAUUAAAGUAAUUAGUCACGGAAGGAAAAUGGUGAAUGUUUGGGAUUGAAGAUGUGAGGACUUUUUUGUUAGUGUUGGCUUGGAAAUGAGGAUGUGAUUCCAAAUCAGUUGCAAGCUAUUUUUAAGAGUUGAGGUUCAUUAUUAUUGUCUGUUUUCUGAGUGCCUUAACACUUGCAAAGCUUUUUUAUGCACAGUUUGAGUCACAGCCACUUGCUUCAUUUAUAUAGAAUAUUAUUCCAUUAUUGUUGUUGUCACGUUGAAGAUGUCAAUAUUUUGCUAAAACAUGUUCAUUGACUUGCUGAACGCGAUGUUACUGAUACUAUGUCCAUGCUGCAAGUUAUGCAACAUAAAAAAAGCAACUGAUCUUAAAUUUGAUGCUUUGAUUAUUCUGUAUUAUGACGGACUCUGUCAACCUAUAAAUCAUCCUCAUCUACAACUGUUGUAGCAUCUACCUGUAAGCAAGAUGCUACUAAAAAUAAGAGACAAAUGCAUUUUCUUCUUUUUAUUACCAUACAUUUAAAAACUGAUUUCCAUGUUUACUUUCAGUCAUGCUGUUUCUAAAAGGAAGAGGUUGACAUUUGGAGAAAAAACACUUUCAUGCACAGAGCUUGAGGAUCAAUACCACUCGUUGAGUAUAGAGCUAGCCAGGAGUUUAUUAGCUUAGCAUAAAGACUAGAAGUAGAGAGAACGGCUUAAGAAUACACCUAUCAGUACCUCUAAAGCUCACUAAUUAACAUGCAUCUCAUUUGGUCAAUUUGUGGUUUUAGGGAGAGUUACGUGUUGGUAAACAGCAUUUGGAUUAAAGAGAUGCAUGUUAGUGAGCUUGAGAGGUUCUGGUGGGCUUUUGAGAGAGACAAGCCUCCAGUUUUUAUGCUAAGCUAAUCACUUCCUGACUGCAGCUUCAUACUUAAAGACACAAGAGUGGUAUCGCUCUCCUCAUCAAAUUCUAGGAAAGGAAGCAAAUAUAGGCAUAUUUCCCAAAACACUUUCUUACUACCCCCUCUAGUGGUAUCUAGUCAGGCAGAUAGUUUAGGUUUUAUUGGUCCAGGUUUUGAGAUAUCUGCCUGAACCCCAACACUGUGCAUUACAUGGGGGUUGCUCACAGGAUUGAAAACUCAACAGCAACAUCUGUCCAGAAGCAGCGUGAUGCUCGGAACACAUUAUCAACCGUUUUCAUAAUAGAAAGAAGUGGUUUCAAUGGAAACUGUUCAGUGUGAGGGUUAUAUACAGUGUUAACAAGGACAAAUGUGUUCAAUGCUGUGAGCACCACACACAAAAUCCCAAUCACUUCUAUAGUUGGAGUGGAGGCAGAGAUUUCAAAACCUGGGCAAACAAAAACUAUCUAUGCAGCUAGAUAUCACUAGAAGUAAAAGAGAGAGGGUUUGCUGUAAUUUGAAUGAACUGAUCUAUGAAGCAACUUUCCGUACCACAACAAAAAUAAAU
This is a messenger RNA of Sander lucioperca (pikeperch), 2656 nucleotides long. Its product is annotated as NADH-cytochrome b5 reductase 3. The transcript has 9 exons. Gene Ontology annotation, cellular component: mitochondrion. The record is from RefSeq and is a predicted model, not a curated record. Bases 151 to 1050 code for a protein of 299 amino acids. Gene Ontology annotation, molecular function: FAD binding; oxidoreductase activity. NCBI's taxonomy places the organism in Eukaryota, Metazoa, Chordata, Actinopteri, Perciformes, Percidae.